Messenger RNA from Engraulis encrasicolus (European anchovy), 771 nucleotides. Its product is annotated as dual specificity phosphatase 29-like. Gene Ontology annotation, molecular function: protein tyrosine/serine/threonine phosphatase activity; MAP kinase phosphatase activity. Lineage: Eukaryota; Metazoa; Chordata; Actinopteri; Clupeiformes; Engraulidae. Gene Ontology annotation, cellular component: cytoplasm. The record is from RefSeq and is a predicted model, not a curated record. Bases 1 to 771 code for a protein of 256 amino acids. Gene Ontology annotation, biological process: negative regulation of MAPK cascade; protein dephosphorylation. The transcript is spliced from 3 exons.
AUGAACACGGAUGUCACCAAACCAGCCAAUCAGGAAAUAGGAAUCGCCCAACUGACCAACCAGGACGCAGCCAUGACUAAUCUGGCCAAUAUCAAGGCUGGACAAGUGAGACCAGCCAAUCAGAAGGCGGGACAGGCAAGAGCAGCCAAUGACAAUCAGAAUCAAAGGAAUGCCAACGUGGCCAUGAGGAUGGUUACCGAUAGCAACUAUUUGACUCCAGGAGUCUUUGAGCUGCAACAGCUGUUUCUCAAAGGCGGAGGGGGAGGGGCCAAGCCUGCGCAUGUUAACGAGGUCUGGCCACGCCUGCUCAUUGGAGACGAGAAAACUGCUCUGGAGCGCCCUCAGCUGCUGGCGAUGGGCGUGACACACGUACUGAACGCGUCGGAGGGGAAGUGGAACAGCGUGGCCACUGGACCCGCCUACUACAGCGGCAUGGGCAUCCAAUACCACGGCAUCGUUGCUGAGGACACGCCCACAUUCAACAUGGCACCCUUCUUUGGUCCCGCCUCCGACUUCAUACACCAGGCGCUCGGCAGGGUGCUGGUCCACUGUGUGCGGGGCCGUAGCCGGUCGGCAGUGCUGGUCCUGGCCUAUCUGAUGCUGCGGGAGCGUCUGAGUCUGCUGGAGGCGGUAACCGUGGUGAUGGACCAGCGAUGUGUGCUGCCCAACAGGGGCUUCAUCAAGCAGCUGCGAGAACUGGACAUCACACUGCAGCAGCAGCAGCAGCAGCAGCAGCAGCAACGGCAACACCAAGGACCAGAUACUGUCUGA